Molecule: messenger RNA, 373 nt
Organism: Cylicocyclus nassatus
Lineage: Eukaryota; Metazoa; Nematoda; Chromadorea; Rhabditida; Strongylidae
Source: the annotation of a GenBank genome assembly
UUAUCCCAUGCCAAACUGCCCGGCUUGUAAUAAGCCAGUUUACUUUGCCGAACGAGUCACAUCGCUUGGCAAAGACUGGCACAAACCAUGCCUUCGAUGUGCUAAUGAGAACUGUAAGAAAGUGUUGAGUCCUGGCAGCCAUGCUGAGCAUGAAGGCAAACCAUACUGCAAGCAGUGCUAUGGUGCCCUAUUUGGACCAAAAGGUUUCGGACACGGUGGCACCGAGAGUCACACAUUCCAUGGCGGAGCCACCGGAUAAUCACCAAAUUACUCUUUUUUGCAUGUUUUCAAUUUCGCAGUGAUAUGGUUACGUAACUGGUUUCUAAAGUUCAUUUCUCGAAUUUGAUUGCAAGACUACUGUCAGAUAUCACAA